AUGAGAAUAGAUGCAAACUUGCGUUUCAGCAUCCUGGUGACGACUUUUGCUGAGGCCAGCGAGCAGCCCGCGGAUCUGGAGGAGACGGUGGCCGACGCGGACGCGGCGGCGGAGCGCGAGGCGCCGUCGACGUGCGCGUCGGCGCUGCCUCUGCCGGUGCGCAGCUUCUGCCGCGCCUUCCCCUGGCACCUGGUGCUGGACGCCGAGCUGCGCCUCACGCAGCUGGGCUCCGGCUUCGCACGCCUGCUGGCGCCCCUCCGUCCGCUCGCCGACCCGCCGCCGCCGCUGGCGGACCUGUUCUCGGUGCGCCGGCCCCGCGGGCUGCCUCUGCGCUUCCGGGACCUGGCGGCGCGCGCCAACUCCACGUUCGUGCUGCAGCUGCUGGCACCCUGCGCGGCGCAGGGCUUGGAGCUGAAGGGCCAGAUGGUGCCGUGUCCAGAGUCGGGGUCGCUGCUGUUCGUGGGCUCGCCCGACCUGGACGGGCUCGAGGGCCUCACCAGCCACGGGCUCUUCAUCUCGGACAUCCCGCUACACGACGCCACGAGGGACGUCAUCCUGGUGGGCGAGCAGGCGCGAGCGCAGGACGGACUGCGGCGGCGCAUGGACAAGCUGAAGGGCCGCAUCGAGGAGGCGAACCGCGCCGUCGAUGCCGAGCGCCAGAAGAACGUCAGCCUGCUGCACCUCAUCUUCCCGCCGCACAUCGCGCGCCGCCUCUGGCUCGGUAAAACCAUCGAAGCGACGACGCACGACAAUGUGACGAUGUUGUUCAGCGACAUCGUCGGCUUCACGUCCAUCUGCUCCAACGCCACGCCCAUGAUGGUCAUCAGCAUGCUCGAGAGCCUGUACAGCCAGUUCGAUGUCUUCUGUGGCCAGCUGGAUGUUUAUAAGGUGGAGACGAUAGGAGACGCCUACUGCGUGGCCGGCGGACUGCACAAGCAGUCUUCCACGCAUGCGCAGCAGAUCGCGUGGAUGGCGCUGCUCAUGAUCGAGACGUGCGCCGCGCACCGCACACACGACGGCCAGCCUAUCAGGAUGCGCGUCGGCCUGCACACGGGCGCAGCGCUGGCUGGUGUGGUGGGGCGCGUGAUGCCCCGCUACUGCCUGUUCGGCCACCACGUCACCAUGGCCAACAAGUUCGAGUCGAGCAGCGAGCCGCUGCGGGUCAACGCCAGCCCCACCACCUACCAGUGGCUGUCGCAGACGGAGGGGUUCCAGUUCGAGGCACGGCCGCGAGAGUGCCUUCCGCGGGGCUUCCCCGACGACGUUGAGGGCACGGCGCACUUCGUGCUGGGCUACUGCCACCCUUCGCUGCCCGCCGACCGGCCUCUGGUCGAACACAUCGACACCGCCCAGCGAGAGCUGCUGGGUCACUAAAUACCGGCCACACUGCUCGUCCUGGUGUGGCGGCACUCAGGGACCCUUCCAGCAACACAAGGAGCGCACUUCAGUCUAAACGGUGGAACUACAGCGCUGAAGUGCUUCAGGGAACUGUAUCACAUUGAAUACGUUGAUGGAGAAAAAAGGAACACCGCCAAACGAUAUGUAAACAGGGUGUAUUAUAAUCAGUAGCCAAAACUGACGCAAGUGAAAGUAUAUGACAGCAGUGUUGUAUUCUUGUCGCCACUGUAGUCUUGUACCAUAGUAAUCAAGGGAGAGGCUGUUGUUUGGUGUCAGGUAUCCUCUUUGUACAACACAACUGCACACAUGUGUUCUUUAUUUACUUGAACAGAAAGCUACCUAUCUUGAGAGAGUCCAUGUAUUCUGUAACAGUCCACGUUAGCCUCAGUGCUGGUGAAGUACACAUCCCACUAUGCAGUGCAUGACAGACGCCGAAAUAGGAUGGAGUUAGUAUGCCAGUGACUGAGCUAGUGACUGAGCGACUGUGCAAGUGACUGAGACUGCUGACUGAGGCUGAGACCGGUCAGCGGCGGCGAUCUAAUUACUUGCGGUCGCGUGGGCGUUGGCGGAGCGUUGCUUGCGAGUCAGUCUUUGGCCUCUCUCCUGAUAGGUGCGCUUGAUCCAGUGCCUACUAUCGAUCUUCUUGUAACAUCUCUGCUGAUGGGUGUGCUGGCGACAGCUUACGUGAGCCCAAGCACAAGAAGAAAAGCUCCAGUGAACAUUUGUCCACAAACGAUCCAUUUUUAGAGAUAAAUUCUAAUGUUAGGUUACGACUCACCACUGACUUCAGUAUCAACUAUUGUCAUAGUUAGUACUAAAAUAUCUGAAACGCAGUCUCUCUGAUUAAAUCCUUACCUUAUUGGACUCAAACUUCAUCCCUGAUGCAUGUUUGGGAAAUGUAUUACAUGCCUGACGGUACACCAACACAUUUUGCUUGUGAUGUAAGACACUAAUGUAAGUGCAUUACUAUUUGAAGAUGAUACAGUAAUUACACAACAAACUGAAGAUAAGCUCCAGCGAGUCGUACAUCGGCUGAAGCAAAUUCCAGUAUCUACAGAACAUAAUCUUAAAAUUUCAUUACAUUAGAUGAAGGCUAUGACCUUUCAAGGUAAAUACCCAGUAGAUCGAAAAUAGUAAUUACCAACAACGAAUCUGACAGUA
Messenger RNA from Schistocerca serialis cubense, 2559 nucleotides. RefSeq names its product head-specific guanylate cyclase-like. Gene Ontology annotation, biological process: cGMP biosynthetic process; response to oxygen levels. Gene Ontology annotation, cellular component: guanylate cyclase complex, soluble. The transcript has 7 exons. Gene Ontology annotation, molecular function: guanylate cyclase activity. The record is from RefSeq and is a predicted model, not a curated record. The coding region runs from base 1 to 1374 and encodes 457 amino acids. Lineage: Eukaryota; Metazoa; Arthropoda; Insecta; Orthoptera; Acrididae.